Messenger RNA from Gekko japonicus, 14588 nucleotides. Its product is annotated as golgin subfamily B member 1-like. The transcript is spliced from 29 exons. NCBI's taxonomy places the organism in Eukaryota, Metazoa, Chordata, Lepidosauria, Squamata, Gekkonidae. Gene Ontology annotation, cellular component: Golgi apparatus. The record is from RefSeq and is a predicted model, not a curated record. Gene Ontology annotation, biological process: intein-mediated protein splicing.
ACGCGCGUCGACGUGCGCGAGCCUCGCGCACCGUGCGGUCGGCGCGGCGAGCCUCUGUUCCAGCGGCCGCGUCGCUGAUGUGGGGAUGAUGGUCCCGGCUGGCCUAUGGGCUGCCUGGACUGGGCCGAAGACGAGCCGGAGACGCUGCCUGUAGGGGGCGUCCUCCACGCUUCAGUCCCUCCCCUUGCCCUCUGCCCGAGGGCUGCGUGGGGCCAGGCUCCCUCUGCCGUCCUGGCAGACCAUCUUAAAUUAUGUGGAAAUGGGGCAGUGGUGAUGAUUCAGCCCCUACAUCUGGAGCUCAUGGGACUUCCAAAGCAGCAAGCAUGUCAGUGGCCGAUUUGACCGAACAGCUGGCCCAAACUAAACAGCUGGUAGUACAGCUCAAGGAACUUAUCAAGGAAAAGGAUAAUGAGCUACACAGUUAUAAGCAACAGUUAAAGGAAGAAAAAGAAGCCUUUGAAGCUAAUAUUUCCAAAUUAAAGCUGCAAAACAAAGCCAAAGUAACAUCAUUAAAUUCACAAUUAGAGGACCUUAAGAAGCAGUUAUCAGGAGCUGGUACACAAGAAGGAAAACCAGAACAAAAAAGAGGCUGUAGAGAUGGUGAUCAGCAUAAUGCUGCUGCAAGUCGUGGAAAAAUAUUGGUACUUAAAAAGAAAAUUGAAGAAUUAGAAGCCCAAAAUGCUCAAAAAGAUGAAGAACUACAGGAAAAGAUUGCUGAACUGGAUGCUGCACGUCUUCGAGGGGCUGAAAUGGACACCAUGCUUGCUGAGAAACAAAAAAAACUGGCUGAAAAAGAAGCCUAUAUAAUUGAUUUACAGUUAUACGGUGGAUCAGCUAAUGAUGCCAAAGAAGUACUCAUCCAUAACAAUGAAUUAAAGAAUCAGCUUUCCACAAAAGAGACCUCACUGCAGAGUAUGGAAAUUCUAAUUCAGAACCUGACAAAGAAAGUUGAAGACAGUGAGGAAAGAUGUAGCCUUCUUCAAGAACAGAUUGAAAAACUGAAAAUUCUUCAAAACAAAGAGAAAGAGCACUUCCAGGAAAGAGAAGCCAUGUAUACUCAAAAUAUUCGUAUGUUUCAAAAUAUUAUCCAAGAAAAAGAAAAAGAAUUGUUGGAACUAGCCCAGAAACACGAGCAAGAACUGUUUAAACUGGCUGCCAAAUCUGAUGCUAGUGCUGAUUUAGAGCAGUUACUGAAGGCCUUGAAGCAGAAGCUGCAUGAGAAAGAGGAAGUCAUGCUAGGAAGAACGCAGGUGAUAGUCAUGCUGCAACAAGAACUGGAUGGGAAGGACCAGCAACUAAAAGAAAUUAAUGAAACCUUGAUACGUCUUCAGUCAGAGAAAGAUAACCUCCAGUCCAAAUUGGAUGCUGAAAAGCAUGUAAUGAGAGCUCAGCUGAAAGACAUGAUGGAGAAACAUGAGAUAGAAAUGAAAAAAGUCAAAGAGAAACAUAAUGCCGACCUGCAGGCAAUUCAAGAGAAGCAUGAAACUGAGCUGCAAGAAAAAGACCAAGCCCUGCUUCAGCUUCAGAAACAAGCAGCCAAAUUAAGUACCAGUGGACAGAGUAAUUUGGAACAAACUGUUGAUAUGGAUUCUGUAAUUAAACAGAAGCUCGACCAACUAGAAGGGCAAGUAAAGGGAUGAACUGAAGAGGCCAGAAAAUCUGAAGCCAAGUUCCUCAAGAUGAAAGCUUGGUCCAAAUCCAGAAUCAAGCAGCUUGAAGAUGAACUAAAAAAUGUUACUUCCAAGAAUAAUGAUGUAACCGCUUUACGCAACCAAAUUUCAGAAUUAGAAAGGGAAAAGGAAGACCUACAAUCUACAUUACAAGCAUUUUCUGAACUUAAAACACAAAAUGAAGAAUUGCUGACUAAGCUGGAGGUUUAUGAAGAACAGCAACGAAAAUUGCAAGCUGACCUUGAACAAGUUACAAAGAGGGCUGCUUCACAGGCUAGUGAAUCAGGCAGCAUGGAUGAACUACAGAAUCAGCUGUUGGAAUGGCAAGAGAUUGUUCCUGAGUCUGAAGAUGUGCACAAUCAAAUCAGAGAAGAGAAAUCUGCUAUGGCUCUCAGAAUGGCACAAAUUGAAGAGGAAAGAGAAGGACUGAUUGAGGAUGACUGGUUCUUUCCUGGCUGCUCUGAUCCAGCCAUAGUCUCAGGGCAGCAGGAGCUGGAGGAGGAACUGGCUAGAGGUCAAGGGAUUGGCAGGAUGCAUCCGGAGAGAAGAAAGAAUACUCAGCCCAGCAGGAAACCGCAGGAAGAUUAUGGCUUCGAUGGAAAGCAGUGCUAUGAAGAUCUGAAUAUCACCUUGGAUAGCACCGAUUCAGCUGAAGGAGAGAAUAUGGGAGGUUUACGGACAGUAGUUGAAGAGCUGGAAUUGGAAAGAAAUCAGUUGCAAGAACAAAUUCUAUUCUUGGAGGAACGUUGUCAAGGCCUAGAAGAUAGAUUGCAGCUCCAAGGUAGAAUGGAAGCUCUGCAGAAUGAAAAUGACCGUUUGCAGUCCCAGCUUACACAGCUGCGCAGCCAGCAAGCACGUGAUGCAGAAAAACAUCAAGUCCUUAUUUCCAAUCUGAAUGAACAACUUAAAGGGUUAAAUGAAAGAAACGGUUUGCUUGAAACUUUGCUUGGGGAGAAGGAACAAAAGCUUUUGAUUACAGCAGAAAAGGUUGAACGUGUAGAAGACCUGAGAAAUUCACUUCAAGAGAAAGAAACUCUAAACAAGGAAUUAAGUGAAAAACUUUUGCAUAUGGAACAGAAGCUGGGAAAUACCUUGAAGAAGUGCAGUAUUUGUGAAGUAGAAUGCACAGAACAAAAAGUGGUUAUCAAUGACCUAACAGAGAAAAUGGCUGCCUUGAAAGAAAAGAUCUUGAAACAGGAUGCUGCCAUGGAAGCAAUACAGCUUGAUCUUGAUCAGACAAAUGAAGAACUCGAUAGAUUGAAUACAAGCCAUUUAGAUGAAAGAUCUCAACUCAUUCAAGACCUCCAGAGACGUGAAAGAGAAAUUGACAAUCUAAAAGAAGUUCUACUCGAGAAAGACAAAGAAAUUUCUGCUCUUUCUUCCAAUAUGACUGAAUAUUCUGAACAGAUUAAUAUUCUGAAAUGCCAGAUCCAGUGCAAAGAGAAUGAAGUACGAGAGAUGGAAGACGCACGAACCAAGGCUGAAAGGGAAGCCCAGUUGUUGAAAGAUGUACAAACAGCAGACAUGAAAGAUGCAAGCACAAAAAUUUCAGCACUUUCCAAACAGUUUAAUGCGAUAGAAUCAGAGUUGACAAAAGUGAAAGCUGAGAACGUGGCUAAAACCAAAGAAAAUGAAGAGCUUGUUCGGCAAAUCCAAGAGACCAGCAAAACAGUUAAAAAUCUUCAUUCUGACAUCAAGGCCCGAGAUGUAACAUAUAACAGCAAGCUCAUGGAAUGUGAGUCACAAAUUAAAUUGCUUAAAGAACAAGUAAGUAAAUCAGCUGGAAAGUUGCAAGAAGCUGAGAGAAAAUACAAGGAGGAAACAGAUUAUCUCAAAUUCCAACUUGAUGAACAUAUUUCUGCAAAGGAGAAACUGCGUACUUUGCUGGAAGAGAGAGAGAACAAAGAGCAAAGUUUUGUGAAUGAACUGAAAUCUGUGAAGGAUUUAUAUAAUCAACUAAUUUUAGAAAAUGCUAAGAAAGAUGAAGAAUUAGCUAAUCUAUCCAGACAGCUUGCUGAACAUACUGAGCAUCUAGAAAUCACCAAGAAGUCUUUACAAGAAAAAUCAGAGUUUAUAAUUUCAUUGCAAGAUACAAUUAAAAGUUUGGAAGAGAAAAAGGAAACACUUAAGUUAGCUGGAGAGCUGGAUGCCAAAGAAAAGCAGUGGAAAGAACUCAGUCGUGAGUUACAGAAAAAGCAGGAAAUAAUUAAUAAGAUGAAAUCAGAAAUAGAAAACAGUUCCCUAGCCAGUAAGCAUCUGCAAGCAGUUCUUGAUCAGAAAGAAAAAGAUGUUGUGGAUCAACUCAAAGCUAAUGAAGUUCUUAGAAAUGAGAUGCAUACCAUGGAGAAGGAAAAGCAGCAGCUCAUCAGUGAGAAUGAAAGUUUGUCAAAAUUACUAGAUGUUAAAGAAUGUGAACUGUUGAAGCGUGUUCAGUCGAUGGCAGAGAUGGACAGCAAGAUGUCUGACAGUGCUCUGGAAUUCCAAAAAAGGCUUUCAGAGGUCAGCUGUGAUAAAGAGACUUUAAGGAACAAGGUUGAAGAACUCUUGGGCCUUAUCAAGCAGAAAGAAAACUCAGUUGCUGAGAACUUGCUGGAGAAAGAAAAAGAGUAUAGCGUGUUGGCUGAUCAGCUGUUGAAGAGCAAGGAGAUGACAAAGCAAUUAGAAGAAGAAAUUCAGUCAUACAGCACUCAGCUGAAAAGUGCUAAAGACAGAGAGCUGGAGAGAGAAAUGAUGCUAAGUCAGAAAGAGUCAGAGUAUAAUAAAAUGGUCCAACAACUCAGUCAGGAAGAAGGAAGAAUAUUGUCACUGGAGAAACUUGUUCAAGACAUAGAAAUGGACCUAAAAGUAAAAUGCAAAUCUCUAGAAGAAAAGACUGUGCUUAAUGAUGCCUUACUUAAGCAAAUAGAAGAAAAGCAAGUCAGUAUGUCAGAGUUAGAGAAGCAAAUAGAAAGGCUUCAGGUUGAUAUCAUGCAGUUGUCUCAACAGGUUGAAGAAAAAGAUUCUGCUCUACAGUCUCAAGGACUAGAGAUGGAGAAUCUUCACAGGCAGAUUGCAAAGAAAACUGAGGAGUGUGCAGCAUUAAAUGAUCAACUAGCAUUAUUAGGCAAAGAAACAGAUGCUUUGAAAUGUGAAAAGGACAGAGUUUUGGCUAUUUGCAGUACAAAAUCAAGUGAAUGUGAUGCUCUUCAACAUCAGUUGACACAGCAUCAGAGUGAAAUUAUGUCUGUGAAGCAUGAAGCUCAUAUGCUGAAAUUGGAAAAUGAAAAAGUUAAAACCAAUGUUGAAACUGUCAGUGCUUCCUUAGUGAAAAAAUGUGAAGAAACAGCUGCCUUAAAUGCAGAGCUGUCACAGCAAGGCCAUACUAUUUUAGCCUUGAAGGGCCAAAUUGAUACUCUGGUCACUGAAACAGAAACAUUAAAAAGUAGUGUUCAGGAUAAAGAGGCUCUCCUUUCUCAGGGGGAUGCUUUUAUUCAGCAAAUGAAAGAGAACAAGGAUGCAGGAGAAAACCAAUAUUUGCAGAUGAUUUCAGAUUUGCAGAGUCAGGUCCAGGUUCUAAGUUGUGAAGCUUGUCAGCUUCGGCAAGAAAUGCAAGGCAAAGAGCAUGAAUUUAAAAAGCAAGAACAAGAAUUAAAAUUGUUUAAAGAUAAAUCUGAGGAGUCUGCUUUUCUUAGAGUCCAACUAUCUGAGAAUAUGGAAAUAAUUUCUGAUCUUCAGAGCCAGCAUAAAACUAUGAUAGAAAAGACAGAAGAAUUAAGUAAGUCAGUUAUACAGAAAGAUAGUUUCUUAAAACAGAAGGAAGAAGAAUAUAGUAAUUUGCAAGCACACAUUUCUGAGUCUUCCCGCAUGCACCAGAAACUGGUCGAGUCAUUGACCUCUGAAAUAGAACAAUUGAAAGGAAAUGUUUUUGAAAAAGAACUGGUUUUAAAUAAUACUUCAUUGCUUAACAGUAAAUUAAAGACUGAACUUCAAGACACGCACAUUGAGUACGAGACUUUGAGGAAGCAGGCUAUAGAUGCAGAAGAACUGAACUUGAAUCUAAAAAAAGAAAUAAGUGAUCAGAAAAAAAUAAUAAAUGAUAUUACCGAGACAGUGAUGGGAAAAGUUUCUCUUUUAGAUAAUACCAGUCUAAUUAAUAAACUAAAAGAGGAACUCUGUAUAAAAGAGGAAAAAAUACAGCUGAUUUCUCAGCUUCACAGUCAAAUUAAUGAACUUACUCAGGAAAUCCAAAAGUUAAAAGAACUAGCACAAGAAAAAGAAAAUGCUUUCUUAUCUUUACAAGACAAAUUUGCUGCUCAGUAUGAACAAAAAAAUGAUCUUAGUGCUACUCUGAGUAAAAAAGAAGAGUUUAUUGCUGAAUUACGUAAUUCGUUGGCUCAGAAGGAUGUCAAUGUACACCUAGCAGAAAGCAAUGUUCAUGCUCUUACUAAUGAGAUUGAGUUGCUUAGAGAAGAACUGGGGAAAAAUGCCACUUGCUUAAAAAAUCUCGCACAAGAGAAGGAUGAAAAUAUUGCACUUAGCCAGAAGAAAAUGGACUCUCUGACAACUGAACUAGAUUCUGCAAAAUCAGAGUACCAGAAAGCAUUGGAAGCAGUGGACCUAUGGAAGUUAACUGUACAACAAAGGGAUGCAGCUCUUCAGGUUAUACAGGAAAAAUACACUGAGCAGGCGAAGCAGAAUGAGUGCUUAAAUUCUGAGCUCAGCAUUUUACAUUCUAAAUCCUCUCAAGAGUGCCACAACCACACACUUUCAAUAGAAAAAUUACAACAACAGGUGGAUUCUUUAAUUAGGGACAAAACUCUUUUACAGGAGAACAUUGAAAAACUGAGUAUAGAAAACAAAGACCUGGUUAUAUUGAAAAAACAGUUGCAGGAGAAAUGUAAAGAGCUACAAGAAUUUCAAGAAGAAUUCGAAGACAAAGAAAAUAAAUCAAAGAUGCAAAUAGAUGCCAUUACUUCACAGCUGAAGAAUGAGAAAGAACAAUUGCAGAUGCAGGUUAGUGUGAAGGGUAAAGAAGUUGGUGAAUUAAAGUUUAAGGUUGAAAAAUUAGAACAAAGUCUCCAUGAGUCAGAAAACAGAUGGGUGACAGAACUUGAUAGGGCAACUCAGCAAAAUGCAAUUAAUCUUGAACAACUGAGCAGUUUAGAAAGGGAAAUAAAAUUAAAAAAUGAUCAGAUUCAGUCUGUACACCAAGAGCAGGACCUGAUUAAAAAAGAGCUGUCUGAACUCCUGUCUGUAUUAUCAAGUAGUAGGUAUUUCAUCAAAGACAGUGAUUGUAUUGCUGAUCAGCAAAUAACUGAAAGUAAGGCGCUACUAGAAAAAUUCUCUCCUUUGAUAGCUAGAAUUUUCAGUGAAGAAAGUGAAGCGCUGGCACUGCAAAAAACCCUUUUAGACAGAAUCAAGGAAAUACAUGAGCUAAAUAACCAGCUGAAAAGCAUGCAGUCUCUGAAGCAAGAGAAAGAACUGAUGCAGAUUGACCUUGAGAAGGCUAAAGAUGCUCAUCAAUCUGAGACUGAUCACCUGUUAACCGAACUGUGUACCACCAAGGAGGCAUUAUGUAAGCAGCAGUCUGUCUGUGAAGAAAGGGAAACUGCAUUAACAAACAUGAAGGAGGAGGUUAUUUUUAUUCAAGCAAAGAUUGUUAAAUUAGAAAAAGAACUUGAAAAUGCUCAGAAGGUAAUAAAUACUGAAUGUCAAACAGUAGCAAAACUUUUAGAAGAAGUAGAGCAUAAAAACCAAGUGAUAGAAAAUUUAACUUCCCAAGCUAACCAGCAGAAGGAUUUAAUUUCUUCUCUAAGCCAGCAAUUAAAAGAAAAGGAUUGCUCAGUUACUCAGGUCAUGGAAUCCAUGUCUAAUGAAAUGGUAAAAUUUUCUGAAGAGAAAAAGGUACUUCUUUCCAAACUGCAACAACUGGAAGCCACUCAAAACAGUACUAUCAAAGAGUCAGAUACAUUAUCACAGCAGCUUGAUGAAUAUAAGAAAGAACUUGAACUCUCUCAGUUUUUGCUUGGCAACAAAGAUGCUGUAAUUAAAGAUUUAAUGAGUGAGAAGGAGCAGUUAAAUUUUAAUCUGGAAAAAUUACUUCAAGAAAAAGAGAAUUUGAAAAAGAAACUUCAGGCAGCUUUGAUAAUAAGGAAGGAUUUAAUUCAGAAGCUUGGGAAGCUUGAGGCAAAAGGGCAAGAAGAUAUAGAAAGGGAACGUAAAAAAACUAAAGAUUUACUGGAGCAAAUUGAUGAAUUAAUGAAACAGGGUAAACAUUCUGAAGUCCAAAACAAAGGUCUUGAAGCCCAACUUGAAGUCCUGAAAGAACAAUUGAUAGAGAAAGAUGCCAAGAUAAAAGACAUAAGUGAAAUGUUGGCUACUAAAGCACUACUUUUGGAUCAGCUCCGGAAGAAUGUUACAGAACUCAAAGAUGCCAUUGCUGAACAGAAAAGCAUGUCUGAUAAGAAUGUAAUAUCUCUACAGGAGAAAGAUGUUCUGGUUGAACAGUUGCAUUCUGCACUCAAUGAGAGAGAGAGAAUACAUGGGAUGGAAUAUCCUCAACUUAUCUCAACUAUAGAAAAUCUCAAAGCAGAACUAGCAAAGAAAGAAGAAACAUUCCGGGAAACAAAUGAGGCAGAAGAGAACUUAAAUACUGAAGGCUUUUGUACUAACACCACAUAUUUUCCUACUGAUAUUAAUCAAGUUAAUCAGUUGCAGAGGGAGAAGAAAAUCCUGCAAAAGAAACUUCAGGCAUUGCUUGUUGCCCAUAAGGAAAACACUAAAAAAAUUCAGAAAGAAAAGGAGGAGCAUGCUAAGCUGCUAGCAGAUUUUGAUCAACAAACUAAAGACCUCGAGCUGUUAAAAAGAGAACAUAAUGCACUCCAGGAGAUUCAUCAGAUGAAGUGUAAAGAAUUUGACUCCAAUUUGUUGCGUUUAUGCUCCUUGAAGAAAGAGAUGGAGACUGUUGUAGUUCUUCCCCACAGUGAGAAUGUGGAACAUAAAACACUGGGCUCAGUGGAGCUAAACAUGAAGGAAGAAAACAAAGACCUUAAAGAAGAGUUGCAAGAGAAGCUGUUGGAAUGUGAGAAGAAUUUAGAGAAUACAGUACACUUGAAGAACACUAGUGAACAUCUGAACCAGAAUUAUGAAGAAAACAAAAGCAGUGUGCCAACUGAGAGAGGUCAACUUCAGCAGCAACAGAAAACACAUGAAGAUGAAUUGAUGGAAGUUAAAGAAACUGUGAUUGAAAGUGUGAAUAAUGAAAAGGAUAUUCUCCUUAAAAAAAGUGAAGGUCACCUGAUCAGUAAGGAUGAAAUUGAAAGCUUGAAACAUGAUAUUCAACAAGCCAACACACAAAUUGUAGAGAAGAGUGAAGAGAUCCAGUAUUUACAUCAUUCUUGUAAAGAUCUCAAAGGCAAAUUUGGUCAUGGAAAGGAAAUAAUGGAAGAAGUUUCUCAGUUGCAGCAAAGUUUACAGGAAAGUCAGGAAGAAUCAAAACAUUUCAAAAUGGUAUUUGAGAAAAUGACACAUGAAAGAGAAGACUAUAUCAGCAACUUAGAGAAAUCAAAUAUGGAAUUACUAAGUAUGAAAGAAGAGUUAAGACACAGCAGUGAAGAAAAUAAAAAGUUAUUGAUGGAACUAAAUCUGCUUCAUGAGAAACUUUUACCAGUUUUUAAUGAAGGGGAAAAUGUGGAAGUAUGUGUGGAAGGUAGAAGAGGAAAUACCAUGGAAGCUGUGUGUUUAUAUUCAGGUAAUCAGAUGCAGAACAGGGUUCAAGAAAAAACCAUCUCAUGUCAAUCACAAGAUAUCACCCAGGAACUGAUAGAAAAACACAAAAAUGAAGAUGGCCAAAAUCCCCAAGAGCAGAAAUGUUCUGCUGAAGAAAAAAACAUGGACCGUCUCCAAAGAAAGCUCCAAGCUGCUUUAAUAUCACGUAAAGAAGCUCUGAAAGAAAAGAAAAUACUGAAAGAUGAAGUGGACUUACUAAUGACACAAAACAAAGAAUUGGUUAAUAAGGCCCAUGCCCUUGAAAAUAUGGUGUCUGAUUUGAGCAGAGAAAACCAAGACAUGACUGCUACUUCUUCACUGUAUAAAGAGAAUGAAACUGUUGUGACAGAAAAUGCUAGAUUAUUAGUUGAAAAUGAAAAUUUGAGUGCUGCAUGUGAAAGCCUUAAAUCUACCAUGGAGACUAUAGUCCAAGAGAAGGAGGCUUUUUCUUUUCAGAUGAAUUCUUUAAAAGAUUCUCAGACAGUCGAAUUGACAGGUUGGAAAGCAAAACAUAGUGAAUUGAAACAGGAAUAUGAGUCUUUGCUGCAGGCUUACGAGAAUAUCAGUAGUAAAAUAGCAGAAAUGAGGCAAGUGAUUGAUAUUAUAAGAAAAGAAAAGCAAGAUGCUCUUCACCGAGCAAGUGUAGCCGAAUCUGAAAAACAGCAACUUCAGCAGCUGCUUCAAAAAGCAACUGCUGAAAAUGCACAUGUUAGUGACCAACUAAAUCAGCUUGUUGAAUCCAAUCAGAGGAGAAUAGAUGAACUGCAGACUGAAUUAGAAAGGGCAUCUGAUCAUCAGUUGUGUUUGGAAGCAUAUCAAGAAAGGGUUGUUGAGAACAAGCAGCUGACAGAGGAAAAUGAGCAAUUAAAAGAAAUGUCUGAGGCCUUAAAGCAAACAUUAGAGAAAACUCAGAAUGAAAAUGAGACUCUUUGUAAGGAUUUUAAUCUGACAAAAGCUGCUCUGAAGGAUCUCCGAACACUGCUGGAAUUGGACAAGCUUGACAUGCAGUCUGAGUUCAGUGAUAUACUCAGUGAGAGAGAGCCAUUAUUAAAACACACCCAUUUGUUAAUUGAAGGGAUAUCAGAGAAGGCGAAAAGUGUACUGAUGUUAAAACAAGAGAACAAACUUAUUUCAGAAAGGUUAAAGGAUCUGGAGGAAUUGCUGUACCAGAAAGAAAUUUCUUUAUCGAAGUUAGAGAAUGAUAAUAAAAGGCUUAAUCAGGACAUAAUAAGCCUGAGUGAGAGAAUUAAAAUACUAGAAGAUGACAAAUGUCUGCUACAGGAAGAAUUGGAAAAUGUUCAAGAAACAUCUUACAAAGUAAAAAAUGAGAGAGAAUUUUUGGAGACGGAGUUACUCAAUCACAUCAAAAAACUAGACGAGACAACUGACCAACUGAAAGCAAUGCAGGUACAAAACAGUUUGCUGGUGCAGCAGUUGGAAGAUUUAAAAGUGGAGAAGAGCAGUGUGAUUAGAGAGAAAGAAGAACAGCAUCUGUAUCUGGUCAGAGUAUUUGAAGAAAAAGUGAAAUCUGCCCAGAAAGACAAUAAUGGGACAAAGAACAAAACCAAAGAGUUACAUGAACUUUUAAAGGAAAAACAACAAGAGAUCAACCAGUUGCAAAAAGAUUCCAUUAAAUACCAGGAGAUUAUUUUAGACUUGGAAAAAUCAGUAAAACUACAAGAAUCUAAAAGUGAAAAGUUUGAGAAAGAUUUAAACAACAUGGCAGAACAACUUUCCAAAUCAAAUGAAGAGGUACAGAAGCUAACAGAAGAACUCUCUUCACAGAAAAUGUUGCUUGAGGAGUCUAGGGCUGAAAUAGAGCUGUUAGCCGCUGAAAACAUACAUAAUAAAAGAGAAGUUAAAAAGAAAGAGAACCAAAUAUUAAAUCAAAAGAAGGAAUAUGACAGACAAUUAGAGAUCGGCCUUCAACAGCUGAAAGCAACUUGCCAAAAAGAAUCUUUAAACAUAGAAGAAAAAUACAAUGCCCUUCAACAAGAGAAAGAGCGGAUCUGUGGUGAACAUCAUAAGCUGCAAGAAGAACUUGGCAUGAAGGACUCUCAGAACAUAAAUCUUCAGGCUAAGUUGAAUGAUGCCUUAGCUAGAUUAGCUGCUUUUGCUAAGUGUAUGUCUUCUCUUCAAAAUGACCGGGACAGGGUAAUUGAUGAAAUGAAAUCAUGGGAAAUGCAGUUCAAAGAAGCUAUUGAAAGUAAACAACAACAGAUAGAGGCCAGCAAUAAAACAAUAGCAUUGUUACAAGAAGCAAUAAAGGUAAAAGGUAUUCAGGUCCAAGAACUGGAGAGCAAAUGUUCUGUGCUAGAAGAACCGAAGAGUGGGGUGCAGGCCUCAAUAGAAAGCCACCAUUUCAAUGAACUUUCCAGAAUAAAAGAAGAAAAUGCCAUUCUUCAGAACAAUCAGUGUGAACUAGAAACUGCUCUUCAGUCAAAAGAAGAUUCUCUUCAGGCAUUGAUAAAGGAGAAAAAAUCUCUUAACCAUCUCGUUAAAAACAGUGAUAUCAUAGAAAAAGAGAUGGAAACACUGCAAAAAAGAUUGUCACAAAAAGAACAGGAAGUACAACAGUUUCUUUUGGAAAAAAGUGAGCUCCAAGCUGAGUUGCAAAAACAAGUUUCCAUUUGUGAACAAAUGAAGGUCAUGCUGAAUAAGAAAGAUAGAGAAAUUUCUCUUCUCAUUUCAUCCAAGGGCACAGAAAUUUCUAGCUAUCUUGCUCAAAUACAAACUCAGAACAGACAGCAAAUUGCUGAGUGUGAACAGCAGCUAAAGGUUCUGCAAAUAGCCAAAAAACAAUCUGAUGACAUUUGUCAGAGGCUACAGAGUGACCUGAAAUUUGUUCAGCUAAAAGCUGACAAAGCUGUUCAAGACAGGGCUGAGAUGGUCAAUGAAAUUGAUGCCUUUAAAAAGUCCAUGUCAUCUCUCCAGUAUAACCGAGAUUCCCUGCUUUCUAAGCUGAAAGACUUAGAGCGAGAGCAUCAGACAGUUUUAAGUGAGAAAGAGAGCCUUGUAGCUGACCGUGAGAAUGAAAGCCAGGCCCUGAAACAAGAAAUAAGGAAGCUUCUGAAUCAAAUAGAUGAUCUUCAUUCUGAAAACGCAAUGCUAAUGGCACAACUCACAAAAUAUAGGGAAGAUCUGAAUCAGGUUUUAUCUCUGAAGGAUAACCAGUUGAAAGAAUUACUUGCACAAAAAUUGGAAAGCAUUAAGAGCCUUGAACAAGAAAAAACUGAGCUUCAGAGCAAACUGAAAGAAAUGAAGCUGACAGUGGAAGUGCAGGACGAGAUCAUAGAAUCUCUAAGGCUGGAAAAUGAGAAGUUAAUAGCAAAAGCUCAUGACUUAGAAAUUCUCAUAGCUUCAAUAAAUAAAGAGAGGUUGGCUUCUGAAUCCAGAGAGAAAUUCCCACCUCAGGAAGGUGACAGAUUUGAUCAGAAGAGAGGACACAUCACCAGUCAGCAACUUGAAGAAACGCAUGAGAAACAGUUACAAGUAUUCCAGCAAGUAACGGAUAAAAAUGCAGUCAGUUCAGAAGACAGGCGUUAUACAACUAUUUCAUCUUUAGAACAUGAAGCUUGUUCACUCGGGAAUGAUUUGGCAGAAAAGAGGAUAUUGGAAGUUCAGGGUCAGAAUAAAGAACUGAGGUCUCAAAUAGAGUCUUUUGGGAAAGCUAUGACAGCCCUCCAAAGUGACAGGGAUCGGUUAAUUGAGGACUUCAAGGGACUUCAAAGCAGAUAUACUUCUGAAAUCAAGUCUGAAAAAAGCAGAGCAGAUAGACUUGAAAGUGAGCUAAAAGGUAUCAAAUCAAAUGUUUUCAGUUUGCUCAAAGAAAAUGCCCUUUUGAGUCAGGCAUCAGAGGAAGCUAAAAACAACAUCACUUUUGAGCAGUUCACUGAGGAAGUUGAAAAGCUGUGCAAGACAUUAAAUACUGAACGUCUUGAAGUUAACAGGCUUUCGUCUGAGUGUGAGAAUUAUAGCCAGCAGAUUGGUGCCUUUUCCAAGGCUAUGGCCAGUCUUCAAGAUGACAGAGACAGACUUCUGCAGGAACUUAAUAAACUGAGAAUAGUUUAUGAAGCAAAACAGGGCAUGAGUUCAAGUUCCAUCCCUUCUAACUACAUAAAUGAGAUUAGUUCUCUUAAAGAUCAUUUGGAGACUCUUCAGAUGGAUAGGGAAAUACUGGCUAAAGAAGGAGCUAGUCCUGCAAUAGCUGAGAUAUCAGAUCUAAAAUCCAAAGUUUAUGACCUCGAGAGAGACUUGAACCAGACAAAAGUUUUUCAAGAAGAAUCUGAGAAAGAAAGACUUUCAUACCAGAGUGAAUUAAUUGGAUUACGGAGGGGAAAAAAUCUUCUGCUGGCGGAAUCUCAUGCACUUCAAAAUCAGCUCCAGGCAACUAUUGCAGAGAAAGACAGACAGAUCGCAGAACUGCAGAGGGUACAUCAUGAAAUGGUAUCUCAGAGAUCUGGGUCUGCUGGCAGCGUUCACUCAACCAAGGGAUUAGAAACUGUUGCUCUUGUUGGAAGCACAGAGAUCCCUGAACAAAUGAACCAUCUCGUGGCUGAGAGAAAUCGGCUUCAGAGUGAGCUCCAGCGUUGCCUUCAAGAGCUGCACCAGAGAGAUAUACGAUUCCAGCAAAUAAAUUCAAAGGUAAUGCAGUCAGUCGAAGAAAAUGCUGUAUUGUCUGCUCAGCUGAAAAUGGUGUCCCAGACUUUGCGGGAAAACCAGCUCCGUUACACUGAUCUGCAGAAUCGUUACUUACAGCUUGAAAGGGAAUACCAAACAGAAAUUUCUGCUCAGGGUACUGCUGAGGAUGGAGUUCAAGCAGAAGUUCCCCCAGGAGCUCCCCAAGAGAAAGCUGCUGUCCUUGUUGAAAUAGAUAAUGUGGAACUCUGUGAACUCAGGAAAAGGCUUGCAGAGAUGGAGUUACAACAUGAUUCAGUGCAACAAACUAUGUCACAACUCAUGGAAACACUCUCAGAAGAGAGGAAUAGGCGACAAGCUGCAGAAGAACACCUUAGGCUCUCCAAGAACCAACUUAAAAGGCUUGAAACCGGUAGUUUUAGGUCCUUACCUAGAGAAUAUGCUAUUCAGAUGGAGUCCGAUGAGGAAAGAGAUGCUCUGAUCAUUAACACCAAUGAACAUAUUGUGGUCCAGCAGUGUUUUCAUGAUCAUUAG